AUGUCGCCGGAGGAUGUGUCGCUUCCAGUGGACAUAGUGAAGCGUGAUCAUCCUCACUACCGGACGUCUUCUCGUCCCCCAUGCCCACUUGACCGAGUCGACACGCAUUAUCCCGUCACCUUUUGGACGUCACUGCCGUCAUUGCCCAACUAUAUGACAGAAUCAUCACAUAUACACGCACAUUUGGCGUGCCACUACAAUUUGGCCAUCCAACAGUACACAUGCAUUUUCCAUCACUCAGGCGAAUCACCCAAACGCUCAGUGAAUCAGGCUGAUAGAAGAGGGUUUAGCAGUCGGCUCAAGGAGUACUCCAGUCAUUCCGGGCAACUUUGCUUAAAAAAUCCGCUUCCAAACCGUCCUACACAUGACCAUUUGCAAACAGAUGAGCCAGUCUCACGUCAGCGAUCUCAUCGGUAUACACCGUGCAAAGGCCUAGUUUAUCACCCUUCCCUAAAGUUCUGCUUUCGUAGACUGGAAGAAGAUCAGCAAAACCUAUAA
Messenger RNA from Protopolystoma xenopodis, 498 nucleotides. NCBI's taxonomy places the organism in Eukaryota, Metazoa, Platyhelminthes, Monogenea, Polystomatidea, Polystomatidae. The record is from the annotation of a GenBank genome assembly.